GUCUUCUCUAACUUUAUCUACUUUGCCUACAGCAGAUCGGCAAACUAUGCGUCAAAAGCGGGCGAAGACGUAUCGCAAACUCAUGCAUCUGUAUUCCAUGUCUUUUAGAUUCAGACAGCCUUACCAGAUCCUCGUAGACUCAGAAAUGUGCAAAAUAGCUAUAGAUUCCAAGCUGGAUCUCACUAAACAGUUUGCCACCGUGCUACAGGGAAAUGUGAAGCCCAUGAUCACGCAAUGCUCUAUGCAAGAGCUCUAUCUCCAAGGAAAGGAACGACAGCCUGCAGUCGAUUUCGCAAAGACGUUCGAACGCCGCAAAUGCAACCAUCGGGAGGCUAUCCCUGGAGACGAGUGCCUCUUGAGCGUAAUAGGCGACACUAACAAGCACAGAUAUGUUGUCGCCACGCAGUCGCAAUCCCUGCGCAAUAGCCUGCGCAUCAUACCUGCGGUGCCCGUAGUUCACAUAAAUCGCACGGUCAUGGUACUCGAGCCACCGAGCGAGGCUACACUCAAAGCCAAGGAGCUGACUGAGGAACAAUCACUUCGUCCGUCCGCUCCAGAGCUAGCGACCGUACCUCAAGUCAAACCAGUGCAAAAGAAGAGGAAGGGUCCAAAAGGGCCUAAUCCACUGAGCGUCAAGAAGAAAAAGCUUCCAGAAGCCUCUUCCCGACCUUCGCAAAAAAGCAAGGCCGAGAUAUCAGAUACCUCCUCAAACUUAAGUACUGCUGGAUCAUCGGGGCAAAAACGGAAGCAUGAAUCUCAGGAUAUCAACCAUGAGCACGUAGGACAGAGUGUAGGAAUGGCUGAUGGAACCCAAGACAUUACCAUGACCAGAACGAGGAAAAGGCGUAGAAAAACCGCUGCCGUUCCCCCAUCUUUACCGUAGCUAUUGCACGCUGGUUAUUAUUAACCAAUUCAUCUCAGAAGGUCGACGACGAUUAUAAGACUGCCGGAGAACGUAUGGAUUAACACCGGCGUAACAGUGGGGUAGGAAUAAUGGUACAACGUCUGUAAUCAAGCAUAUGCAACGACAAAGCUAACAGCCACCACGAAGACGGAGUACAAGGUGAAGGGUACUCUCCUUCUGAAUGUUGUAGUCAGAGAGUGUGCGACCAUCUUCCAACUGCUUUCCAGCGAAGAUAAGGCGUUGCUGAU
Messenger RNA from Suillus paluster, 1152 nucleotides. Its product is annotated as Fcf1-domain-containing protein. Bases 47 to 883 code for a protein of 278 amino acids. NCBI's taxonomy places the organism in Eukaryota, Fungi, Basidiomycota, Agaricomycetes, Boletales, Suillaceae. The transcript is spliced from 5 exons. Gene Ontology annotation, cellular component: nucleolus; small-subunit processome. Gene Ontology annotation, molecular function: small ribosomal subunit rRNA binding. The record is from RefSeq and is a predicted model, not a curated record.